UAAAGCAGUAGCCGGCUGGUGCAGAAAAGCAACAAGUUCCCCAGCGGUCUUCCCGCCCUAGCUUGACAAGGCGAAGGGUUUCUUACCUGGCGACAGGGAAAUCUCCUGAGCCGAGCUCAUCUUUGCCAGAGCCCCAGGUGUGACCUGAGCAGUGGGCAAAGGAUCGGCGUGCAAAUUGGAUUAUUUUUAUGGGGGUACUCUGAAACUCCCUCACUUUCUCUGGGAACUUUUUGUGCUAGGGCUCAGUGACAGGCGUUGAGAAAGCUGCUUCAGGAAACGCCCGCUAUAUAGCAGGGCAAUUGGACAGUCAUUGGUAACCUCGCUCAUUCAUUAGAAUCACGUAAGAACUCAAAGGGAAACGUGUCUCUCAGAAUGAGGGCGUUUGCGUAAAUCUAUAGGUUUUUCAACAUCGAUGCCAGUUGCUUUGUCUUCUGUAGUCGCCAAGGUGGAUGAGAGUUGAAGCUUUGCGGAUAUUGCGAAGGGUUAUUAGAUUCAUAAGUCACACCAAGUGGUGGGCGAUCCACUGAGCAAAGCCGAACUUCUCACAUGAUGACUUCAAACAAGACACAUUACCUUCCUGCAUCUGUUGGGGAGACAAGAUUUUAAGACACUGAGUCUCCAGGACAGCAAAGCCACAAUGUUCCACCAGGUGAGAAGAGUGAUGACCAUCCUUUUCCUUACUAUGGUUAUUUCAUACUUCGGUUGCAUGAAGGCGGCGCCCAUGAAAGAAGUAAACGUCCACGGACAAGGCAACUUGGCCUACCCAGGUGUGCGGACCCAUGGGACUCUGGAGAGCGUGAAUGGGCCCAGGGCAGGUUCGAGAGGUCUGACGACGACAUCACUGGCUGACACUUUUGAGCACGUCAUCGAAGAGCUGCUGGAUGAGGACCAGAAGGUUCGGCCCAACGAAGAAAACCAUAAGGACGCGGACUUGUACACUUCCCGGGUGAUGCUCAGCAGUCAAGUGCCUUUGGAGCCUCCUCUACUCUUUCUGCUGGAGGAAUACAAAAAUUACCUGGAUGCCGCAAACAUGUCUAUGAGGGUUCGGCGCCACUCCGACCCUGCCCGCCGUGGGGAGCUGAGCGUGUGUGACAGUAUUAGCGAGUGGGUCACAGCGGCAGAUAAAAAGACUGCAGUGGACAUGUCUGGCGGGACGGUCACAGUCCUAGAGAAAGUCCCGGUAUCCAAAGGCCAACUGAAGCAGUAUUUCUACGAGACCAAGUGUAAUCCCAUGGGUUACACCAAGGAAGGCUGCAGGGGCAUAGACAAAAGGCACUGGAACUCGCAAUGCCGAACUACCCAAUCGUAUGUUCGGGCCCUUACUAUGGAUAGCAAAAAGAGAAUUGGCUGGCGAUUCAUAAGGAUAGACACUUCCUGUGUAUGUACACUGACCAUUAAAAGGGGAAGAUAGUGGAUUUAUGUUGUAUAGAUUAUAUUGAGACAAAAUUAUCUAUUUGUAUAUAUACAUAACAGGGUAAAUUAUUCAGUUAAGAAAAAAUAAUUUUAUGAACUGCAUGUAUAAAUGAAGUUUAUACAGUACAGUGGUUCUACAAUCUAUUUAUUGGACAUAUCCAUGACCUGAAAGGAAACAGUCAUUUGCGCACAACUUUAAAAGUCUGCAUUACAUUCCUCGAUAAUGUUGUGGUUUGUUGCCGUUGCCAAGAAUUGAAAACAAAAAGUUUAAAAAAAAUAAUAAUAAAUUGCAUGCUGCUUUAAUUGUGAAUUGAUAAUAAACUGUCCCUCUUUCAGAAAACAGAUUAAAAAAACAAAAAACAAAAAAAAAAAAACAAAAAACAAAAACAAAAAUUGGAACCAAAACAUUCCGUUUACAUUUUAGACACUAAGUAUCUUCGUUCUUGUUAGUACUCUGUUUUACUGCUUUCGACUUCUGAUAGCGUUGGAAUUAAAACAAUGUCAAGGUGCUGUUGUCAUUGCUUUACUGGCGUAAGGGACGGGGAAUGGGAGGGGUAGAUUUCUGUUUGUUUUGUGUUUUAUUUUGUUUGUUUGUUUGUUUUGUUUUUUAGUUCCACCCGGAGUAGGGAUGGAGAAAAUUUCUUCACUAUCCAUUCUGGUUGAUAAAGCGUUACAUUUGUAUGUUGUAAAGAUGUUUGCAAAAUCCAAUCAGAUGACUGGAAAACAAAUAAAAAUUAAGGCAACUGAAUAAAAUGCUCACACUCCACUGCCCAUGAUGUAUCUCCCUGGUCCCCCUCAGCUCACUCUUCUGGCAUGGGUCAGGGAAAAUUGCUUUUAUUGGAAAGACCAGCAUUUGUUCAAAGCAUACUCUUUCCCUCCCUCCUCCCAUUUUGGUCCCUUCUUUUUGUUUUGUUUUAAGAAAGAAAAUUAAGUUGCGCGCUUUAAAAUAUUUUACUACUGCUACAAACAGAUGAACAAUGUGUGUCAUUUUAUGACACUCAUGGAAAACAGUGAUUUUUUUUUACCCUAAAGAAAAACAAAUAAAAAUAACCCAAAAUAUUCUUUUUUUAAAAGGCAUAAAUAUUGGGUAAAUUGUAAUAUGGCCUAACAGUGUUUGCAGAUAAAAGUUAUUGUAUACACCCAGAUACUUAGAUAAGAGCAGGGAUCCACACUGCCAUUGAAAUAGGACUGAAUGGCCCUGCGGAGGCUAAGUGGAGCUGACAUACUAUUUCCUGGCAGUGCAGGAGGAAUUUCUGAGUGGCCAUCCUAAGGUCUAGGAUGGAGGUGGGGAAUGGUACUUGAGACAUUCCUAAAGGAAGGCUCGGAAGCACCCUUCAGAGCAGGCUCUGGAAUGAUGUGUCAAGUUGCUUAGGCCUUCUGCUUUAAGUGCCUACAUUACCUAACAGUGCUCAAGAGGUUCUCGAUUGGAGAACCACACUCAAAUCCAUUUAUAGCCUCCAUCCCAUUUCUAAAUAAUUGUGUAUAAAGUUGGAUUAACCUGGAGCAACUUUGGAUCCAAAUAUGGCACAGCAAUAAUGAUAUUAAUGCAGCAUGAUGGGAAAUGUUUGCUGUGAAGAGAAUUGAUUUGCUUUGAGCUUAGACUUCAGGAAGCCUAGGUUUUUUAUUUUUUUAUUUUUGAGACAUUUUGGUAAAAGGAAAAAAAGAAAACAAACAAACAAACAAACAAAACCAGAAAAAGCAUCAAAACUCAGGCAGAAUGAGCAAUGUCUGAAAGGGCUAGAAAAACAAGACAUAGCAAGGUGCUUUCACUGUGAAAGAGACAAGAACACAGGAGGAAAUAUUGCUUCAGUGAAGAGCACAGACGGCUCCUGCCAAUUUAUUACAAGAGUCCCGUCUGUACUUUACCCUUUGGGGUUAGAAGUCAAGUUGGAAGCCUGAAUGAAUGGACCCAAUGAGAACUAGUGUUAAGCCCAUUUCCCUAGUCAGGUUUUUUUCAAGCGUGAAUGUGUUAGUGGUUACUCUCCUGGGUUCCUGAGCAUCAGAAAAAAAAAAAAAAAGAGGCAAACAAUCGCUUCAUCUUAGGAGUGGAAAGGAAACAGAAGUGGACGUCCGCUGUGACUCAGGGAGUGAAGAUACCAUCAGCAAAUAGUUUCUUUUUUGUUCAUUCGUUCCUUUCGAGUUAGCCUGUCUUUUGGAAUACCACUGAAUAUGCUGUUUUUGAAAGACUUCAUGUAGCAUAGAUUGUUUUGUGCCGUUUACCAAAUUAACCUUUGUCAUCGUUUUUUAACCUAUUCAGGAAUGCUUGGAAUAUCUGCUCUAUGUUAACUUUUUGCAGCUUCAUUCUGAGAGACAUUAGUCAAACAAACAAAAGGAUCCCCAUCACAAUCUUACAGUACUGCAAGGGCCAGGUCUGUUAAUCGGCUUCACAGGAGACAUCAGCAAUUGUGUGGUCAGUGGCUGGCUCUCUUACCCACUAAGAUACAUCAUAGCUACAUGUUGGUGGUUUAUGUUGACCUGAGAUUUAUUUGUUAAAAUCUCUUCUUCGUUUCUGUUCGUUCUGGUUCUGUUCUGUUCUGUUCUGUUCUGUUUUGGUUUUAAAGUCUUGCUGUGGUCUCUUGUUGGCAGAAAUGUUUUAUGCAUGGCAGCAGGCCUGUUGCUUUUUUAUAGUGAUUCCCAUUGAAACUGUAAGUAAAUGUCUGUGGCCUUGUUCUCUCUAUGGUAAAGAUAUUAUUCACCAUGUAAAACAAGAAAAAAUAUUUAUUGUAUUUUAGUAUAUUUAUAUAAUUAUGUUAUUGAAAAAAUUGGCAUUAAAACUUAACCACAUCAGAAGCCUAUUGUAAAUACAGGUUCUAUUUAAGUGUACCAAUUAACAUAUAAUAUAUGUUUUAAAUAUAGAAUUUUUAAUGUUUUUAAAUAUAUUUUCAAAGU
Messenger RNA from Mus musculus (house mouse), 4302 nucleotides. It is a transcript of the gene Bdnf, whose product is annotated as brain derived neurotrophic factor. Gene Ontology annotation, molecular function: signaling receptor binding. The transcript is spliced from 2 exons. Lineage: Eukaryota; Metazoa; Chordata; Mammalia; Rodentia; Muridae. The record is from RefSeq and is marked reviewed. Bases 638 to 1411 code for a protein of 257 amino acids. Gene Ontology annotation, biological process: negative regulation of programmed cell death; collateral sprouting; synapse assembly. Gene Ontology annotation, cellular component: postsynapse; endoplasmic reticulum lumen; extracellular region.